UUUCUACACAAUAGGUGGUCUAGGUUGCUGUAACCUUUUUUCCGUCUCCUGUAGUGGGGAGGUGAGGGGAGGCUAGGCAAGGUUGAGUUCAUUUGAAUAUCGAAUUGUUUCGUGCGCGAGUGAAACGAGUCCGAUCUUCAGAAUGCUUGCGCGCAGAUCAUCGAGUCCAAGGAUCGCCGCAUCCGCGAUGGAACAGACCGAGCUCAAGAACAAGGACGAGGAGUAUGUGAAGAUGCUCAAGCAACAAAGCACCGACAUCACGGGCCUCAUCAAAGGAAUGCGAGAUCAGUAUCACAUGCUCCGCCAGAACUAUGAAAAACAGCUUGAGGACAUUGAGGGGGCAUUCGAGAAGGAGCGCAGUGACCUCAUGAGGAAGAACAAGGACGAGAUCGACGAGCUGUUCGAGAGGCGCAGGCAGAUGGAGGAGACGGAGUUCUUGGAGAGGCGCCAGGAGCGUGAGCGGGAUUUUCAGCAGCAGAUUGAGGAUCUCCGUACACACAACGCUGACGAUUACAACAAGUGCAAGAUAGCCCUGGAGAAGGGGAUACAGGAGCUGGAGCAGCACCUAGAAAAGAUGAACAGCACUUACACCCUGAACAAGGAGAAGCUUGAGUACAACUUGCAGGUUUUAUCAGAGCGCAACAAGGAGCAUACAGCGAUUCAGUCAUCGUACAAGAAUCGUCUGAACAAGCUGAGGGAGACUCUCAACAAUUUAAUGACGCGGUAUCAGACUCUUGAUGCUAAGUAUAAGAGUGAGAACAUCAAUCUUACAGAAGAGUAUAAGCGCCUUACCAAGCAGUUCAAAGAUCUGCAGGAGAAGUGCCAUCACUUCGAGCAGGCUGACGAGAAGAAGUUCCGUGAAGUCUGGGAGAUGAACGAGGAGGAAGUCCGUGUGCUAAGGGACAAGGUCUUGAAAGCUGAUCGUUUGUUGCACGAGCAACAGUUGGGCCAUGAAUGGAUACAGCCAAAGCAGGAACAGCUGGAUGCGGAGCUCGAGACAUUCUCAGAAUCUGGCACGACCACCGGCAAGAGCACGGCUAUAGAAUCCGCUGAGAUGGGCCAGUCAGUUUCUGGUAAGUUCACGUCAACAAAAGUCAAGAAAGUGCUGGAUCUGGUGAAGGAGGAGACCCAGUUCCUGCUGGACAUCAAGGUGCGCGAACAGAUUCAGGGACUCCCAGCAGAGCAGAAGGAUGUGGUUCAGAUUGACGCCAUUCUUCGAUACAUCAACGUGGAGAGCCAAGAAGAUGUUGACCUGCUCGUCACCACUUUCUACAAUGGUCAGGAUGAGGAUGAUGAGGCAUUAAUGGUAGAGGCAGACGACGUACUCAACCUUUUGAAAGAGUUCAUACAAGAGAAAGAGAACCAGCGGAGUGCUGAUGUAGUGCCCGAUAAAAAGAAAAAGGCCCGCACCCAACAGCUGGGAAGUGAAAGCGAAGCAGAGAAAAAGGCGCGGGUGAGGCGAGAAGAGCGAAAAUUCUGGGAGAAGAAGGGGCACGUGAUUCCCGACAUGAAUUUCAGAGUGUGGAGGGCCUUGGACGUCGCACUGAGGCGGUAUUACUCCCUCCUGCAGGUCAGAAGCAAAGCCAUAGAUAGUGCUGUCAAUAUGCAGAAACAAAAUGAGGAACUGAAGCAGUUGUUAGACCAGUACCUGGGGUCCAAGGUGAACGAGGAGUUGCAGGUUCCCCCGACCCACGUCAUUCGCGUCGUUGGGGGUGCCUCGUGA
Molecule: messenger RNA, 1723 nt
Organism: Prorocentrum cordatum
Lineage: Eukaryota; Dinophyceae; Prorocentrales; Prorocentraceae
Source: the annotation of a GenBank genome assembly